Messenger RNA from Cataglyphis hispanica, 2201 nucleotides. RefSeq lists its product as uncharacterized. The transcript is spliced from 4 exons. The coding region runs from base 669 to 1694 and encodes 341 amino acids. Lineage: Eukaryota; Metazoa; Arthropoda; Insecta; Hymenoptera; Formicidae. The record is from RefSeq and is a predicted model, not a curated record. Gene Ontology annotation, biological process: muscle organ development. Gene Ontology annotation, cellular component: sarcolemma; sarcoglycan complex.
UUCAGGAUGAUUGCGACAAUUUAUAAAGUUAGUUUCUAUAUAAAGUCUCUUCUGACUUUUAUUUUUUAUUAUGUUCGUCAAUUAAAUUGAAAUUUCAAUUUUUUGCAAUAUUAAAAUUUAUAUAUCGCUAAAGAAAUACUAAGAAGUAAUUAUAAAAAAGUUCCAUACGCAUGUUCAAUUGCCAAAUAUAUUGUUCAAAUACCUAAUUUUGUUGCUUAUUUCGGCUUCUUUACUGAAAUUAUUUAAUAAUACAAUGAGCUGGUUAAUUUCGAUUUCACUUAUAUUUAUAUUUAAUAAAAGAGUUGGAUUAUCUAUCCUAUUUUUCUCAAACAAGUAGGGAUGUAUCUGCUAUUUCUCACGACGUUAAGCGGAGAACCGCGUGCAGGAUGUGCAACAAGAAGCAACUUAUGCAAAUACAUAAACUUCCCGAGGUGGAUGCGCGCGAGUAGGGCGAAUUCCUGAGGAUACUCGACAUCGAUCCCUGGACGCGCAAGCGCCGACCGACGGAUUCUCAUCUACUUCCAUCGUUCCCGAUCAUCGAGAGUUUGUUCGUCGUACUUGGCGAACGUUAGUUAGAACGCGGUCAUCUAUUUUCGUUUACUUGAACAGUCGACCGUCUUUCGCGAUAUUGCUGGUCCCAGUUAAGGUAGACGGACACAGAAGAACUAAUGUCGGCUCUUCUAGAUGUAUGCGGAAAUGAUACCGGUUCACCAUCGAUAUCGAAGGCUGAUGAUAAUUUAUCCAACAGCGACGGGCCUCUGAUUAAAGGCCUCAUUCGCCAAAACAGUUGCAGCAGCGUACAUGCAAGGAUGAUCGGCUCUUCGUACGGUAUGUCAUCAUCGAGCGAAAAAUCUACAAAGAGACGUUAUUGUCUUUGGACGUUAACUCUAGUUUUGGCGAUAAUCGGUCUCUGCAAUCUUUUCUUGAAUAUCACUGUCAUUGCUGUUUUGCGUAUUAGCCAGGGAAUGGAGGCCAUGGAAGUAAUUCCAGAUGAAAAUCUUGUCAAAUUUUAUGGAAGAACUGAUUUGGACAAGAUAUCUCUACAAUCCGGUGUCUGCCAGAGUUAUGGCGACGAGUCGAUGGAGGUAUCUGGCGACGAGGCUGGAGUUCACGUCGACGUAAAGGGCCAUGGUCGAAACAUUCAGGAGACACAUCCGCGCUCAAAGCUAAGCGUCUUAGCGAAUGGCACCACCAUGUCGCAGGUGGAGUCAUUUGAGGUAAAAGAUCCGCGUACCGGCGCGACAUAUUUUACCACCGAUUUUCCGAACUUUGGAUUACCGAGCGGCGUCGAAACGAUCGACGUGAGGAUUGCGGAGACCCAUCGAAUCACUUCGUCGGUCAAUGAGAGUCUUGCGAUAAAGUCCGACAAUCAAAUCUCGAUGCAUGGCGCGGAGGGCGUACGUAUUGAGAGCAAAAACAUUGUGUGGAGUGCCGACCUGGAUAUCUUCCUGAAGAGUGUAAACGGUAGCGUCAUAUUAGACGCCAAGGACGGUAUUUCCAUCAACCUAAAGAGUAUUCCAGUGGCUCCCACGUUCUUGCCAAGUCCUAUCGGAAGUCACGAACAAUACAAGGUCUGCGUGUGUAUGCCACAGGGCAAGCUUUUUAAGAUGCCAGUCCGACCGGGCGCGAGUUCUCGUACUGUCAAUUGCGCACGAGUCGCCAGGACCCCCGAGAGCGACCCAUGUCUACAUUGAAUCCUAAAUAAAGACUGAUGUUUUCUACCACACGCUUAAAUAACGUGCAAUCACUGCCAAAAAGGCAAACUGCGUUAAAAAAGGCAAGCAUAUUUGGAGCUUGACUUGUGUAAUAUCGAUAGACAGUAUAUUGAGCAAGAUAUUUAAAAUAUAAAGUAGAUGUGAUGGGGCACAUUUACGCAGUAUCGUUGUUACAUAAUCAUUAACCGCCUAUCUUUAAGAAAAACUGACACAAAAAUUACAUAAGUCGAAUCUUUAGAGAUCAAAUCUUUCCCUAACACUUAUGCAGUUGUGAGUGAAGGUAUAGAAGCUUAAGGUGCUAUCGUGUAAAAAAGACUUUUAGAAAUCGAAUUAUAUAAUCGAAUUUUUGUAUAGAUUACAUUCUAAUCUAUUCAUUAUUUUAUAUGUACGACAAAUCGUGCAUUUUGUGAACACACUCAAUACCUUGAAUCGUUCCCGUAAAUAUAAACGUCGUGAAUAAAAAUCAUCUUAAGAUUAUCGACGAAA